GACGCGUUCUGGAUGAACCCUGGAGGGCCUGUUUGGUCCGACAGACCCCACAGGCUCAGCAGGGAUUUGCGGUGUCAUGCCCCGGAGCCCCCGGACCGCGCCGAGCUGGGCGCUGUUGCUGCGGCUGCUGGCACUGCUGCGGCCGCCAGGGAUGAGCGAGGCGUGCAGCUGCGCCCCUGCGCACCCCCAGCAGCACGUCUGCCACUCAGCGCUCGCCAUACGGGCCAAAAUCUCCAGUGAGAAGGUAGUUCCUGCCAGUGCAGACCCCACUGACACUCAAAAAAUGAUCCGGUAUGAAAUCAAACAGAUAAAGAUGUUUAAAGGGUUUGAGAAAGUCAAGGAUGUUCAGUAUAUCUAUACACCUUUUGAUUCCUCUCUCUGUGGUGUAAAACUAGAAGCUAACAGCCAGAAGCAAUAUCUCUUGACUGGUCAGAUCCUCAGUGAUGGAAAAGUCUUCAUCCAUCUGUGUAACUACAUCGAACCUUGGGAAAACCUGUCCUUUUUGCAGAGAGAAAGUCUGAAUCACCACUACCAUCUGAACUGUGGCUGCCAAAUUACCACCUGCUAUACAGUGCCCUGUACCAUCUCCGCCCCCAAUGAGUGCCUCUGGACAGACUGGCUGUUGGAACGGAAGCUCUAUGGGUACCAGGCCCAGCAUUAUAUCUGCAUGAAGCAUGUCGAUGGCACCUGCAGCUGGUACCAGGGCCGCCUGCCCCUCAGGAAGGAGUUUGUUGACAUCAUCCAGCCCUAGUAUGGGCCAAUGACCACCACUUUCCUUCAAGAGUCCUGAAGCCUAAGCCAGUUCUCCUUCCCUGUGGAGCUCUGGCUGUCACCACCUGUUUCAUCACUGCCAGCCAAUGGGAAGUACCAAGUAGAUGAUGUGGCUAGUGUUAGGGCAGGGAUGGGGCUUGUUACAACUUGUAUCCAAACACCAUCCCAGAACCUGUCAAAGGCCAGGAAAAGUCACUUGACUUUUCUAGCCUGCCAUUAGCCCAUCUCCCCUGCUUCCCAAACCCUUUCAGUCUAGCUAAGCCCUGCUACUGAAGUUUUGAUUCUGGCUUAGUUUGUUUUCUAUAGCCAGAACUAUUCACUUUUCUCCUUGGGAGAAUGUGUUUUCUCUUACUGUAACUGAUCUGAUAAGGGAGAAAUGGUGAUUAUUAUACAUAUGAGAUGAUGUGGCCUUGUGAUGUACAAUACCAGAAGGUGGGCUGACAGAAUCAGAAACAAGCUGAUUUGGAGGAGUGAAAAGAACAAUACACUACGGCUGUAUGUCCUCUACUCAUGUCCCACUCAUCCUAAUCCUCUCAUAUACUUUCAUCUGUUUGGGGGAGAGACUUGAGGGGUGCAGAGUCAUUCAUGGGGAGACCUGCAGUGGCCUAACCUUCCUCCACAUGCUGUAAUUCCCCUCUACGUCAUUCCUGGCAGAGGAUCUGGCCCAGUUAGCAUACCUCUGUGGACAAGAAUAG
Molecule: messenger RNA, 1466 nt
Organism: Prionailurus viverrinus (fishing cat)
Lineage: Eukaryota; Metazoa; Chordata; Mammalia; Carnivora; Felidae
Gene: TIMP4
Product: TIMP metallopeptidase inhibitor 4
Exons: 5
Coding region: 77-751 (224 amino acids)
Biological process (GO): negative regulation of membrane protein ectodomain proteolysis; negative regulation of endopeptidase activity
Cellular component (GO): extracellular matrix
Molecular function (GO): protease binding; metalloendopeptidase inhibitor activity
Source: RefSeq, a predicted model, not a curated record